Cuscuta europaea is the source of this 862-nucleotide messenger RNA. Lineage: Eukaryota; Viridiplantae; Streptophyta; Magnoliopsida; Solanales; Convolvulaceae. The record is from the annotation of a GenBank genome assembly.
CGCUAAUGAGGUUUUGGUCAACAGUUUGCUUGAUAUGGUAAAAUUUUGCAAUUAUGCGGGCAAUAUUAAAGCGUGAAAAGUUGUUUAAAUGUACUGAAAAUUAACAAGUUAAAUCAUGAAAGAAUGACAACAAUAUUACUUCUCAGCUUCCGUUGGACAAAAAUACGACCACUUUUAAAAACUCCACAAAAAUUACUCAUCGCACUUCUCUGCGCACUUCUUCUAGCGCAUUUUUUUGCGCAUUUCUUCGCAGCGAGUUUCUUCGUGGAGCAUCUUCCUUCUUGUGCCAAACCGCCGGCUCACCUCCACCUCUGCCUCACCUCAGAUCUUCGAGCGAUCUUCCUUCUUCGCAAAGCAUCUUCCCUCAUCGCCAUUUAUGCCUCCGAUCGUCACUCGUCGCUGCCUCCAAUCAUCUCUGCAUCUCCAUCGUCAUUUUUAUUUUACUCCUUCCUUCUCGUUCAGGAAUUAGACCAAGAAGGCUAAGAUUGGGGAGGUUGAGGGUAGGGUUUAGGAGUGACGAUGGGGGGCUAGUGUUGGGUUCGCAAGGUAAGCUGGGCGAUGGUCGAUGGUUAGAAUGGUGGCUCGAGUGGUUGGGGGCAGGUCAAGGGGCAUGGAGGUGGCUGGGGGAGCACAGUAGGGGGUUGGGGUGCAGGGGAGAGGCAGGGGGCAGGGGGCAGGGGAAGGGUUGGGGAGCAGGGAAGGGGCCUAGGGGCAUGGGGUAAGGGGUUGUAUGUGGUCUCACCCGAUGGCGGCAGUGUCAAGGCGGCGGGGUGAUGGUUUCCCAUGAAAAUUUUGAUGGGGAAAAGUCGCAGGUAAAUUUUUUGACGACACAGUGAUACGUUUUCCGGUACAGUGACAUCUG